Exophiala spinifera is the source of this 1068-nucleotide messenger RNA. RefSeq lists its product as uncharacterized. The transcript has a single exon. Lineage: Eukaryota; Fungi; Ascomycota; Eurotiomycetes; Chaetothyriales; Herpotrichiellaceae. The record is from RefSeq and is a predicted model, not a curated record. The coding region runs from base 1 to 1068 and encodes 355 amino acids.
AUGGGUCGGUCACGCCUAGGCGCAUCGAUCGCUUUUGCCCUUCUGCUAUCAGGCAGGGAAGCUCUCGGCUGUUCUCGAGUGACCUAUGAUAGUGGGGAAAACGAUGGCAACCGUAUCGUCGUGGGUCGAUCUAUGGACUGGCUUACGCCGACAAAUUCUAGCAUCUUUGCGUUCCCUGCAGGUCUUGCGAGGAAUGGGUCAGCCGGGACGAACUCGUUUCACUGGACUAGCAAGUAUGGCUCUGUCGUUACCACAGCAUACGACAUAUCGACAGCCGACGGUAUGAAUAGUCAAGGACUGACCGUCAAUCUCCUCUAUCUGGCCGAUGGGGAUUACGGCAAACGAAAUCUUUCAAUCCCUGGCAUGUCCAUCGCAAUCUGGCCACAAUAUUUCUUGGAUAACUUCGCCACGGUGGCAGAAGCCGCGCAGGCUGUGUAUGGCGAAGACGGAGAGCCAUCAUUUCAGGUCCGUACGGCUGCAUUGAUACCUGGGGUGCCCACUCUGAUGCACGUUGCCGUGAGCGAUGCUUCUGGCGACAAUCUCAUCCUCGAGUGGUUGAACGGUACCUUAGUUACCCAUCACGGCACUCAGUUUAAUGUGAUGACGAAUGAACCCGACUAUGACUCACAGUUGGCCAUUAACCAGUACUGGGCACCCAUCGCAAAUAUCUCGCUCCCAGGCACUGACAGGCCGGCGGAUCGCUUUGCACGUCUUGCACACUAUGUGGACGUGGGUCCGGGGUCAAGGGAUCUCGUCAGCGCACUGGCGACCACUGCUGGUAUGAUACGUGCCGUCAGUGUGCCCAUGGAGCCGAUCAAUAUUGACACACCGAACAUCACGCCGACCUUAUGGAGAACGUACGCUGACACCAAAGACUUGACAUACUACUACGAAAGUGCGACAGACGGCAUGUUCUUUUGGGUGGACUUUUCGGAACUAGAUUUGAGCAACAAGGGCCAAACUAUGCAGCUACCGCUCGUCGGUGUCAACUGGACUGACAGAGUCGGGGAUAUGACACAGCAGUUCCAAAAAGCAACCCCUUUCGCUUUUAUGCCUACUUCUGACUGA